Messenger RNA from Aspergillus tanneri, 510 nucleotides. RefSeq lists its product as uncharacterized. The transcript has 4 exons. NCBI's taxonomy places the organism in Eukaryota, Fungi, Ascomycota, Eurotiomycetes, Eurotiales, Aspergillaceae. The record is from RefSeq and is a predicted model, not a curated record. The coding region runs from base 1 to 510 and encodes 169 amino acids.
AUGAAGCAUCCAGCCCUAUCCAACCCUCUCUCUCUCUCUCGUCCCGAACUGCAUCAGACCGGCAAGAUCGUCCUCGUCACCGGCCGCGGCACCAGCAUCGGCUUUCAUAUCGUCAAGAGCUUUAUCCUCGCCGGUGUCGCCCGUGCCAUCCUCGUCGGUCGUCGCGAGGUCCGCGAGACGGCUGCGCGCGAUUCGCCGCCCUGGCGCAGUCCUCGGACAUCGAACGAGACGCAGACCGUCAGCUUCCAUCCGGAGUCCAUCCAUAACCAAGAGUUUGAGAAGAUGGGCAUCUCCGAGACAGGUCUCCCAUUUGAUGAUCCUGCCUUCCCUGGUGCCUUCGCCGUGUGGGCCACCACCCUCGAGGCACGAUUCCUCCACGGCCGGUUCGUCUGGGCCUCGUGGGAUAUCGACGAGUAUUCGCCAGGGGAGAUCCGGAAGCGCAUCGAGGAGAAUGUGGAUUUUCUUCGCGUAGGCGUGGUUGGGUUGAAAGGGGCUUCUAGGGGGUGGUAG